This is a messenger RNA of Xenia sp. Carnegie-2017, 595 nucleotides long. RefSeq names its product oligosaccharyltransferase complex subunit ostc-like. The transcript is spliced from 4 exons. The record is from RefSeq and is a predicted model, not a curated record. Gene Ontology annotation, cellular component: oligosaccharyltransferase complex. NCBI's taxonomy places the organism in Eukaryota, Metazoa, Cnidaria, Anthozoa, Malacalcyonacea, Xeniidae. Bases 24 to 476 code for a protein of 150 amino acids.
UUGUUCUUUUUCAUGCCAACAAGAUGGAGGCCUUGUUUGGGCUUUAUUUCAACGUGCUUGAGUUGCCAAAUAUCAAGAUAAAAAAGCCAGGAUGGCUCAAGACGCCAUCUGCCAUGGUAGUUUUUGCUUUUGUGGUCCUUUCAUACUUCUUGGUGACUGGUGGAAUAAUUUACGAUGUAAUAGUUGAACCACCAAGCAUUGGAAGUACAACUGAUGAGCAUGGAAACAGUAAACCGGUUGCUUUUAUGCCUUAUCGAGUCAAUGGACAGUAUAUUAUGGAGGGUUUGGCAGCCAGUUUUAUGUAUUCUCUUGGUGGCCUCGGUUUCAUUAUCUUGGACAAAUCAAAUGCACCAGGCUUGCCAAAGCUUAACAGAUUUCUACUGCUUGCUCUUGGAUUUAUUUGUGUUAUUGUUGCUUUUGUUUGCUGCAGAAUUUUCAUGACAAUGAAAUUACCAGGUUACCUUUCAAGCUAUUAAAGAAUUUGAGUGUCAAUCUUUAAAUUGUGGCUGCUGCAGUAUAUAGGUACAAUAAAUUUUGUCAUAUCACCUUUCUUUACUGUUUAUAAGAAGUCUAAAUAUGAUGGUGCUACAAAUUA